This is a messenger RNA of Salvelinus namaycush (lake trout), 1279 nucleotides long. Its product is annotated as sperm-associated antigen 17-like. Gene Ontology annotation, biological process: axonemal central apparatus assembly; epithelial cilium movement involved in extracellular fluid movement. NCBI's taxonomy places the organism in Eukaryota, Metazoa, Chordata, Actinopteri, Salmoniformes, Salmonidae. The transcript has 5 exons. The coding region runs from base 590 to 952 and encodes 120 amino acids. The record is from RefSeq and is a predicted model, not a curated record. Gene Ontology annotation, cellular component: axonemal central apparatus.
CUGGUCAGUCAGUACACACACACACACACACACACACACACACACACACACAUACAAACACACACACACGUACUGAGGAGGAGAAGGUCCACGCUGCUGACCUGCUCAAACUGGUUCUGGUCAGUCAGUACACACACACACACACACACACACACACACACACACAAACACAUACACAUACAAACACUCACACACACACACGUACUGAGGAGGAGAAGGUCCAUGCUGCUGACCUGCUCAAAUUUGGCCGAAUUACUCAGGUGCUGUAGUAUUCUGUGACAUCAUGUCCAUUUUUUCCUCCUCAGUCACUUCCAGAGUCAGAGCACCCCACUAUAGAGAACAGAAUCUGCCCCGGUGAGUCCUUCAUUUUGGCUUGGCACUUUUAUGGGGCUUGGCGAUGAUUUCCUAGCUGUAGCAAUGAAUUGGAUAAGGGAAAAGGAAUGGUGAGUUGAAUAGGGAGUGUGUUUGUGUUCGUUCCACCUCAGUGGAUGCAGCCACCCUGUACAUCCAGGCAGUGAAGACUCCAGCCCUGCAGACAGAGGCCUCGCUCUCAGAGAAACACACAGACAGCUUCAGUGAAGAGGAACCGAUGUGGAAGAGCAGGAUAGAGCAACACAGACAGGAGCUGGACGAGGAGAAGGUUUACAGAGAGGCUCUAAGGAACAGAAUCAUUCCUCCUUAUUUCCACUCAGAGAAAGAAGCAGCUUUUGAGUACUCGGAGGUCCCUGAUAUGAGAUCUCUGUCUCAGGACCUUCCUCCAUUCCCCAAGACUCCCAACUCCCAGAACUACCUCAAGGAUGCCCCUCGAGAGACAGCAGCCCAACGACCUUUGAACCCCACGCCCUCUCACGCAGCAGGAAGUGAUGCGCUGCCUAGGAGACCCACCAACCCCACCCCUCAAACUGCAGGUCUGCUCAGUACACGACUUAGACUUAGGUUAGUGUUAGGGUAAGAGUGGCAACAGCUAGUCUUACUGGGGUUCGAGUCAUAACGAAAAAGACAUUACAGACAAAUGACUUUACAAUUUGCAUAAAUUUAAAAACCUUAAUGUGUGUGUGUGUGUGUGCGUGUGUGUGUGCAUCUAUCAGUUACACAUACAUGUCAGUACAUACACACAACAAGUAUGUAUGUACUGUGGCGUUGUGCCGUGAGGUAUUGCUUUAUUCGUUUUUCUGGAUCUGUGGACGUUCGUGUUUCUGGAUACCUGGUGGCAUGUCUGGUAGGCAGGGUUCGCACAAGGUGCUUGAAUUUGUCCUGGACCUGGGGACUUUGAAAAGAC